GAAAUAUUAUUCGAAAUAUUUGGUAUUCUGGUGCUUAUAUUGCAAUGUUUUCUCCAAAGCAACAUUGAUUCAUCAAAAGGAAAAACCAAAAAAAUCUGAUAGAUUUGGAUACGAAACAAGCUGGUGGAAUCCUGAACCAUGGAUGUCAGAUCAUAAAGUUCCUGUCCUGAUUGGACCGCCUCUGCAGAAACCAAACUUCGAAAGAUCUCGUGGAAAAAUCGAACCAAUUCGACCUCCUGCUCCUUUGGAACAUAUUCACCCGCCAGCACCUUUGGUGCAAUCAACAUCCUCAACCCCAAUCAUUCGACAACAGAAAAUUGAAAACGAGCAACUCACAAGAGUACACGCAGAGGAUAUUAGGUGCACACGAUCGAAUGGAAUAACUCUUUUCACUGCACGAAUAAUUCCUCCCCAUGAUUUCACGUCACUGCCGGUGUUCGAGAAUGCUGACAACAGUUAUUCAUCCUCUGAUUGUGACAUGAGGAGUACUUUUGAUCAGAGGACAUUCGACAUGCAUGUUCAACAUUUCUCUAAAUGCGGUGUCAGAAUUCAACAAGAUGCAGAGGGAAAGGAAUGGAUGUCUGUCACCUUAAGAUUUCCUUUUGUUAAGGGUUUAAGAAUGGCUGAGGAUGAAUACGUUAUGAUUAUGUGUCGACCACAGGAACGAAUCGCAUUCACACACCAUAUCAUGGAUAUGCGAGGGCGUUCAUCAGAAGCAGAUCUCAGGAAAGUGUUCAGCAUUUCUCGUGAUGUGUUUUGCAAGGUAUCCCUGAUGACAACAGCACAAGGGACUAAAUCUUUCAGCAGAGAGAUAAAGACGGGACAAGUCUUGAAUUUGGGACAAGAUUUACAAAUUAGAGCCAUCAUCAGAGAAGGAAGCGGAUGGAAGUAUGCUAUGUUGAAAGAGGUGGUCGUUUCUUGCCCCAGAGAUGAAGCUCAGUCAAGCUAUUUUAAUGAUUUUGGGAGCAACGAAGAUGGAGAGAAUGCCGUUUACAGUGACAAGCGAAGUGCCCAUUCAUCAGUUACGAAUUCGGCACUACUAGUUUUUAACAAUGGAUGCCGGAAUCCUAUUUACAAGGCUAUCGCUCCCCAUCACCCACAGAGAAACUCUAGUCAUCCAUUGAUGGUAACUUUCACAUUUAAAGCCUUCAUGUUUCAAAAUAUGGUGGACGGAGAUGUCUUAAGAUUAUCCAUUAAAGUGAUCGCCUGUGCUGACCUCUCUGACUGCCAACCGAGAUUUUGUGAGAGAGACUUUCCAAAAAUUUCUGAAGAAAGAAAACGAAGGGAAUCUGUGAAUCGAAAAAUCAAUCAGAUGAAGGAUUUUGCGGAAAAUUUUGAGUUAAACGUGGCUCUCGGAGGAUUUUCCAAAUUGCCUCUUACCUCACACGCAGAAGAAUUUGAAGAACAAACCUCUGAGGGCAAUUGUAAAUUUUUACUUCUUACAGUGCUGAGUGUGGCCAUAUUGUUUUUUAUCUGUUUAACGGGAGCAGUUGCUAUAAUAGUUGGAAAUCUAAGAAGGAAAGCUUCUACUGGAUAUGAGAAAUAGUGCCAUUUCUUUUGUAAGUGCCAACAUCACACACGCACAUAUUUUACCGUACAAAAUGAGUCAUGUAAGUCUGUGGUUCCCAAAUAGUGUUCUGCGGAACCCUACAGUUCCCCAGAAGAAUAAAAGAGGUUCCAUAAGUUAGUACUUUUUAUAGCCUGUGAUAAUUUUUGAAAACACUGAUUAUAUUUACAUCUAACCAACAGCCUUUCAGUUGGUUUCUAAAAAUUAAUUCGAGUAAAAUGCCAAUGAAAAAGAAAUGGCAUUCUUUAAAAGAAAAUAUAAUAUUUCUAAUAACAUAUUAAAUGAAGAAAACAAGCCUUUUUAAAAUAUUGGAUUAGUAUUUCUUACUGCGCUGAUCAAAUCAAAAUAACUAAAUUCUUUAUUAAAGAAGUAUGUUUCUCUAAUAAUCAUUUUCAAGGUUUAUAGCAAUUGUUUUCAGAUUUCAGUUCAAAGUAAACCAUAAUUUGGUUUAUUUUAUUUAUUUUGAGCUUAUGUAUAUAUACCAAAAACAAGUUCAUGACUAGACCAGAUAUAGCACAGACUGCAAAUUUAAAUGUCAGGCAUAAAACCUAUUUUAAGCUUAUUAAUGAUAGAACACUGAAAAAUCUAUCUUCCUCUAAUUAAAUAUUUUAAAAAUAGUUUUUAAGAGGUUAAUGCAUUCAAGGUAUCUGCUAAAUCUAAAGCUUUUAAAUCCAUGACUUUCCAUAAUGUUCCAUGACUUACACAGGAUAAUGCAUAAUUCAAUUUAGUAAAAAAAAAAAAAA
Molecule: messenger RNA, 2310 nt
Organism: Parasteatoda tepidariorum (common house spider)
Lineage: Eukaryota; Metazoa; Arthropoda; Arachnida; Araneae; Theridiidae
Source: RefSeq, a predicted model, not a curated record